AUGGAUGAAAAGCUGCGGUGCGAAGUAGCUACCUAUAUUUGGAUUCGUGAGAAUUGUCCGACUGUCCCUAUUCCGUCCCUCUAUGGGUUCGCAUUCCCUAAUGGGCUGACUUUCGCUGAGUUAUCUUCUGUGUCCUUUCUUACUCGACUCCAGUGGCGUAUAAAACGAACCAUCAGCUUGUUGCUUGGGUUCCCUACCGCAUGCCCCUAUAUCGGCCUCAGAUGCUCGAAUCCACUGAGAACCGGAUACAUGAUUAUAAGCCUCGUGAAGAAUGGUCAGAUGCUUUCCAAUUCUUGGGCCACAUAUCUCCUUGAGGAUAAUUCACGCCGACAGACUCUUUUUCGCGAUCUCGCAAACAUUAUAAUUGCAUUAAACCGUACCCGGUUGCCGCAAAUCGGAUCUCUGACUUUAAAUGACGACGGAAUUAUUAGUGUAUCGAACCGUCCCCUGACGCUUCGGCUCCAAACUUUUGAAAAUGAAGGUAUCCCUACGAUCCCGAGAACCUCAACCUACCAGGCUGUGGAGCCCUAUAUCCUAGAUCUUUUGCAGUGUCAUGACAAUCGCAUUUACUACCAGCCCAAUGCCAUCCACAGUACAAAUGACGGUCAGGAGCAAUUUGCCGCUUUGACUAUGAUGCGCGGUCUUCUCCAUCAGUUUGUGUCACGUCGAUAUCGCGACGGGCCAUUCGUGCUCACACUUACUGAUCUUCACCCAAGCAACAUAUUCGUUGACGAAGACUGGCAUGUAACGUCCCUUAUUGAUCUAGAAUGGGCAUAUUCAUUCCCUGUCGAGCUCCAGACACCCCCAUACUGGUUAUCUGGUCGACCUAUUGAUGAUAUUGAACAUGGAGAACAUCUGCAGACUUUCGAGAAAAUCAUCAAUGAAUUCAUAGAUGUCUUUGAAGAACAGGAGAAAAUUCUUCAAGGUCCGAAUGCUGCCCAGGCUCAGAUUAUGAGACAAUGCUGGGGUAGAGGAAGUUUCUGGUAUUUUCAGGCUGCACAUAGCCCAAAGGGGCUUCUUAGUGUCUUCAACGAGCAUAUCCAGCGCAGGUUUUGUGAGGAACAUUGCACCCAACGAGUGUUUGAUCGAACUGUCAGUCCAUACUGGUGCGUCGGAGCCGAGGACUUUAUUCAAAAGAAGGUGGAAGAAGACACAAAGUACAAAGAUCGGUUGAGAAAAAGGUUUGGUAAUGUUGGCCAACAAUGCGAUCCAUGCAUUUGA
Messenger RNA from Aspergillus bombycis, 1221 nucleotides. RefSeq lists its product as uncharacterized. The record is from RefSeq and is a predicted model, not a curated record. The transcript is spliced from 2 exons. Bases 1 to 1221 code for a protein of 406 amino acids. Lineage: Eukaryota; Fungi; Ascomycota; Eurotiomycetes; Eurotiales; Aspergillaceae.